AUGAAUAAUAUCGAUCAUACACGUCUUGCUCGAUUACGUCCAGAAAAACUUGAUGAUGUGGCUGUUAAAGAACAAAUAUUUUUAAUACAACAAACAUGUGAUGAUGUUGAUCCAGAAAUCAUAGCCCUUGUCUUUCAUGAAUGUGAUUAUAAUAUGCAACAAACGAUAGCUCGACUACGAGCACGAGAUUAUGAGGAUGGUGGAUGGCAAAAAGCUAAACCAAAUAAUAAAAAGAAAAACCAUAGCAAUAACAAUCACAAUGUAGGUGAUCAGAUAAUAAAUGGUAUUACUUCAAGUGAUAAUGAACGAUCUCUAUCUCAACGUACUUCUCCUAUAUCAUCUAUUCGUGAUACACAUCGUCGAAAUGAUCAUUAUCAAUAUUCGUCAUCAAUGCGUACGAAUAAUACUGGACGACGUGGAAAUGAUUCAAAUCGCAAUCAUUUUCUUUCACCACAUACACGUUAUUCAUCUAAUACGAAUCCCAUAAAUAAAUCAAUUCCAUUACCAAAACAAUCUACAUCAUCUCAAUCAAUACCGAGUGAACCAUCAUCAUCAUCAUUACCUAAACAAUCAAAUGAAGAAAUACCACAGAGAACUUCACCAUCAAUAGAUGAAUAUGAGUUUGUUGAUGGUAUACCACAAUCAUUAAGUUUUGAUAAUAGUCAAAAGAAAAUACCAUUACAACAAUCUUCAGAAAAACGUCGAAUAGUACCAACAAUUCCUCAAAAACCUGUGUCAAUGCAUCCGACAAUACAAUUUUCAACUGAACCAAUUGAUAUACAAUUUGGUGAUGUUCAAUGGAAAGAUUCAGUAGCUAGAGCAGUUACUCCGUCCGAUGAUACAUCUGUAUCGACAACAUUUAAUAAACAUGAACAAAAUAUGUCAUCAAUUGUAAACGCUCAAGAUCAUGAAUCUAAUCAAGAUGCUCAAGAUAAUUUAUCAUCGAAUUAUAUCGGUCAUUCUGGAACGAAUGAAACUGAUAUUCAAUUUCUUGAAACUACAAAUCAAUUAUCAUCAUCAUCAAUCAAUGAUAAUACAAUAUCAAAUAAUUUGUCCAUUGUUCCUACUGAAGGUACAUCUCAUUUAUCUGAUCAUUUAACUAGUACAUCAUCUCCUGUUGCAACUCAAUCUUCAUCUCAAUUACAAGCACCAAUACAAAUUCCUAUUACACGUUUACCACCUACAUCAACACCACGUGCUUCUGAAUAUACUUCACCAACAUCUCAAUUUAUACCAAACAAUCCUCAACAAAAUAAUGCAACAACUACUGCAUCAGCAUUUACUCCAUUUAAUAAUCUUGGCAAUUAUCCAUCUAUACCAAGAGAAUAUCCUCAGACAACAGCAACAGCAACUUGGAAUCCACAAUCAUCAAACUAUAAAACAAACCCUAAAGCACCAGCGCUUCCAAUAGGUACCUAUUCACAACAAACUUCGUAUCAAAUACCACCUCAACAACAACAACAGCAACAACAAAUCUUUGUUGGACCUUAUCCAUAUCCUACUUUAUCACCAACGGUCGUUCAAGUAUUUGCACCUCUUGAUCAUUGGUCAACUACUGGAUUUUCAGCACCAUUAGAAUCUUAUCAAUAUCCAACUACUAAUUACAUACCAACAUAUCCAAAUCAACCACAAUAUCAUCCACCAACUAAAUAUGAUCAACAUUCUUAUGAUAAAGAAUUUUUUGCUCAUUAUGGACAAACAUCUGCACCAAAUAAUGAUUUAUCAUAUCCACAACAACAAUCAUCUACAUCGUCACAACCUACAAAAGAGAUGCAUAUAGCAAGUAAAUUAUCACCAACAGCAGCUACAUUCUCUCAGGGUGCUCCAUUAACAGCAUCACCUUCCUCAACUGCUCUUUAUUUAAAUCCAGUUGCAUUUUCAAUACCGAAUUAUAUGCCAACAGUUAGUGGAUCAACAUAUCAAGAUCAAAUCUUAUCUCAUUCUUCGAUAAAUAAUCGUGAUAAUCGUAAUGGCGCUUCAUAUGGUAAUGCUAACAAUCGAAAUAAUUAUUAUCAUCAUGGCCAACAACAACAACAACAACGUACACAUAAUAACAAUGCAUCAAAUUCCACUUGGCAUUUGCAACAGUAG
Adineta steineri is the source of this 2091-nucleotide messenger RNA. NCBI's taxonomy places the organism in Eukaryota, Metazoa, Rotifera, Eurotatoria, Adinetida, Adinetidae. The record is from the annotation of a GenBank genome assembly.